Molecule: messenger RNA, 2516 nt
Organism: Humulus lupulus (European hop)
Lineage: Eukaryota; Viridiplantae; Streptophyta; Magnoliopsida; Rosales; Cannabaceae
Product: protein GAMETE EXPRESSED 3
Exons: 11
Coding region: 205-2310 (701 amino acids)
Biological process (GO): embryo development ending in seed dormancy; pollen tube guidance
Cellular component (GO): plasma membrane
Molecular function (GO): protein binding
Source: RefSeq, a predicted model, not a curated record
CAGAUCUAAAGAGGCACAAGCCCAGGAGAAAAGUCGUUCAACCCCGUAUUAUUUAUUUAUUUUUGUUUAUUGAUUUGGUUUUCGAAACCUCUAAUUGGAAAUGUUGGGAGGAUAUGUGUUUGUUCUGAGAAAGAUUUGUUUGCAUUCGAAAGUAGUGGUUCUAAUGCUUGGACAAUUUGUUUGAAUUAUACAUGUUAUGCUGAUAUGGCUCCAGUUUAUGGUGGAAAAGAAAAGCUUGGGAUCACUGCUACUUACUCUUCAAUGUUGCCAAGAAUCCAUGUCGUUUUCUUAUUAUUGUUCCUGUUGGUUCCGUUGAAUUCUAUACAUUGUCAACCGCCAGAGUUGCCCAACUACCCAAAGGAUUCUUCUUUGUUUUCAGCUGAAGCGGUGUCAAGAAAAUUUGCACGCAGACUUUCGAAACCUCUAAUUGGAAAUGAUGGGAGGAUAUAUGUUUGUUCUGAGAAAGAUUUGUUUGCAUUCGAAAGUAAUGGUUCUAAUGCUUGGACAAUUCGUUUGAAUUAUACAUGUUAUGCUGAUAUGGCUCCAGUUUAUGGUGGAAAGGAAAAGAUAUACGUGGCUGCAGAGAAUAGAGUAAUAGAAGUUAACUUAUUAAAGAUUGGAACUUCUGAACCAACUGCACAAGUUGCCCUUAGUUUUCAACCAGAAGAUAAAGAAGGAAAACGUGAGAUCAUCGGAUUCUCAGUUAGCACGUUGAGUUCCUCUAUGUUUGUCAACAUUAGGGGUCUGGGACUCUUCGCAUACUCAACGCGUAGACAACUUCUGUGGAGUGCUGGACCUGUGCUCAAUCAAUUUGGCUACCGCCAGGGAUGUAGGAAAAAUGUCACGGAAUGUUAUUUCAACUCAAUCCCAGUGAUUGAUCAAUGUGAGGCUAGUAUUUAUAUUUCAAAUACUGAGGGAGAGCUGUAUUCACUGUCUACUAAGAGCCCUCACUUUUUGUGGAUACAUGACUUCAGUUCGUUUGACAAGGCUUUCACUGUCACUCCUGGAAAUAAUGGUCGCAUAUAUGUUGUUGUGCCAGUCAGGUCUCUUCUGCUUGCUCUUGAUGUUUCCACUGGAAAUCUGCUGUGGCAAGGAAUUAUAGGGCCUUUAAGUUCAGUAGACUCUGCACCAGUUGUUGAUACUAAUGGUUGGGUAUCUAUUGGCUCAUUGGACGGAUUCCUAUAUUCAUUUUCGCCAAAUGGGGUUCUUAAAAAAUUCUCCAAAUCAGUUGCAGCAGAUUCUGUUAUCCAAGUGAGUCCAGUCCUUGAUUGCUCUGGCUAUGCUUUAUAUUUAUCUCAAACUGAAAUGGAGGGAAAGAUUAGCCGUACUAUAGGUGAUUAUACUUAUGUCUCAGCAAUGAAACCAAGAAGUGUAGUCUUCACCCUAUUUGUCCCAGCAACCGGAUCCAUCUACUGGUCUGAAAGAUAUCCUGGUGACUUCUCACCCCCAUUGGCGAAGACUGACUUGGACCUUUAUGUGCUGGAUGAAAGGAUUCUGCUUGCAUUUUUUGCUGCUUCAAAGACUGGAAAUCCAUUGGCAUGUCGAACCAGACAUCAGAAGCUCAUUUCUACUUGCUCCCAAGCUAGAACCAAGCUUCUCAGGCUUUACACAGGGAAUGAGAGAGCAAUAUUCUUGUUUCUACUAUUCGAAUCAGUAAUCUUGAUAGCUUUAGCUGGACUAGUACGGUUUUGCUGCAUAUUUUGGAGGAAAAAGAAACUUCAAGGCCAACACCUUGGAAGAUUUCUUGACAAAAGGCGCUCUCUACUGCUCAAGAAGAAGUCCUUUGAUAGAACCAUUACAGAGCUCAAAACCAAAGCUGCAGAAGAAGCAGUGGCUAAUAAUAACAACAAUGAAGUGCUUGAAAAGUUAGAUGAUUUGGUUAGAGAAAGGGAAGGAAUAGAGAGGAAGCUUUUGACAACUUAUAGUUUGGGGAGAGACAAAAACAGCUCAAGGUCAAACUCAAAGUCGAAGUCUCUACUUCCACUAUUUGAUUAUGAAAAAACAAGGAGCUUAUCUAUUGAAGGGUCAAAGAAAGAGAGAUUAACAAUGUUUCAUACAUUGAGUGAUACAACAUCAUCAACAAUGGAUGGAAGUGAUGGUGAAGAAGAAGAUGAAGAAACGAGCUCGGAUUUCCAUGAAGAUGAGUUCUUAGAAAACAUGAUCACAAAGGGAAAGGAAAAAGUACUUGUUGAUGAGGUUCAGAGCUCAAGUGAUGAAGAUGAUGAUGAUGGUGGGACUUUGGAAAGAGAGAUAUGGAGAAGUCCUUCAGAGCCAGCCUCAAGCUCAUUAGUUUGGAAAAAAAAAUGGUAGUGGAAGCUUGUCAUUGAAGAGGAGAAAGGCCUUGUCAUCAACCAAUUAGGGACUUCACUUAAGUGACGCAUCUUUGUUUGAAAUUAGAGAGUACUUGUAAUAGUACGUAGAAGAAAGCAAAUGUUAUUAGUACAAUUUUUUUGUAAAAAGUAAUCAUAAAUCUUAAAAAAAAAAAAGACGAGGCCAAUGUUAGUUGUUAAAAACUA